AUGUACCCACACAACGUCGUGACUGUACCGUCGCUCCACUUUGCCUCGCCUCUUGACCGUCCAACCUCUCUCUGCCACCCCCCUUCACCUCUUACUCUACUCCCCUUCACCUCUUACUCCCCUUCACCUCUUACUCCCCUUCACCUCUUACUCUUACUCCCCUUCACCUCUUACUCCCCACCUCUUACUCUCCCUUCACCUCUUACUCCCCUUCACCUCUUACUCCCCUUCACCUCUUACUCCCCUUCACCUUUACUCCCUUCACUCUUACUCCCCUUCACCUCUUACUCCCCUUCACCUCUUACUCCCUUCACCUCUUACUCCCCUUCACCUCUUACUCUCCCCUUCUCCUCUUACUCCCCUUCACCUCUUACUCCCCUUCACCUCUCACUCCCCUUCACCUCUCACUCCCCUUCACCUCUUACUCUCCCCUUCACCUCUUACUCCCCUUCACCUCUUACUCCCCUUCACCUCUUACUCCCCUUCACCUCUUACUCCCCUUCACCUCUUACUCCCCUCACCUCUUACUCCCCUUCACCUCUUACUCCCCUUCACCUCUUACUCCCCUUCACCUCUUACUCCCCUUCACCUCUUACUCCCCUUCACCUCUUACUCCCCUUCACUCUUACUCCCUUCACCUCUACUCCCUUCACCUCUUACUCCCCUUCACCUCUACUCCCCCUUCACCUCUUACUCCCCUUCCCUCUUACUCCCCUUCUCCUCUUACUCCCCUUCACUCUUACUCCUUCCCUCUCUCCCCUUCACCUCUUACUCCCUUCACCUCUACUCCUACUCUCCCCUUCACCUCUUACUCCCCUUCACCUCUUACUCCCCUUCACCUCUACUCCCCUUCACCUCUUACUCCCCCCUUCACUCCCUUCACCUCUUACUCCCUUCACCUUUACUCCCUUCACCUCUUACUCCCUUCACCUCUUACUCCCCUCACCUUUACUCCCCUUCACCUCUUACUCCCCUUCACCUCUUACUCCCUUCACCUCUUACUCCCCUCACCUCUUACUCCCCUUCACCUCUUACUUCUCCUUCACCUCUUACUCCCUUCACCUCUUACUCCCCUUCACCUCUUACUCCCCUUCACCUCUUACUCCCCUUCACCCUUACUCUCCCCACCUCUUACUCCCCUUCACCUCUUACUUUCACCUCUUACUCCCCUUCACCUCUUACUCCCCUUCACCCCUCUCCCCUUCACCUCUUACUCCCCUUCACCUCUUACUCCCCUUCCCUCUCACUCCCCUUCACCUCUCACUCCCCCCCUCACCUCUUACUCCCCUUCACCUCUUACUCUCCCCUUCACCUCUUACUCCCCUUCACCUCUUACUCCCCUUCACCUCUACUCUCCCCCCUUCACCCUUACUCCCCUUCACCUCUUACUCUCCCCUUCACCUCUACUCCCCUUCACCUCUUACUCUCUCCCCUCACCUCUACUCCCUUCACCUCUUACUCCCCUUCACCUCUUACUCCCUUCACCUCUUACUCCCUUCACCUCUUACUCCCUUCACCUCUUACUCCCCUUCACCUCUUACUCCCCUCACCUCUACUCCCCUUCACCUCUUACUCCCCUUCACCUCUUACUCCCUUCACCUCUUACUCCCCUUCACCUCUUACUCCCCUUCACCUCUUACUCCCCUUCACUCUUACUCCCCUUCACCUCUUACUCCCCUUCACCUCUUACUCCCCUUCACCUCUUACUCUUCACUCCCCUUCACCUCUUACUCCCCUUCACCUCUUACUCCCCCUUCACCUCUUACUCCCCUUCACCUCUUACUCCCUUCACUUUACUCCCCUCACCUCUUACUCCCCUUCACCUCUUACUCCCCUUCACCUCUUACUCCCCUUCCCUCUUACUCCCCUUCACCUCUUACUCUCCCCUCACCUCUUACUCCCUUCACCUCUUACUCCCUUCACCUCUUACUCUCCCCUUCACCUCUUACUUACUCCCCUUCACCUCUUACUCCCCUUCACCUCUUACUCCCCUUCACCUCUUACUCCCCUUCACCUCUUACUCCCUUCACCUCUUACGCCCCUUCACCUCUUACUUACUCCCCUUCACCUCUUACCCCCUUCACCUCUUACUCCCCUUCACCUCUUACUCCCCUUCACCUCUUACUCCCCUUCACCUCUUACUCCCUUCACCUCUUACUCCCCCUUCACCUCUACCUCCCCUUCACCUCUUACUCCCCUUCACCUCUUACUCCCCUUCACCUCUUACUUUACUUACUCCCCUUCACCUCUUACUCCCCUUCACCUCUUACUCUCCCCUUCACCUCUUACUCCCCUUCACCUCUUACUCCCCUUCACCUCUUACUCCCCUUCACCUCUUACUCCCCUUCACCUCUUACUCCCUUCACCUCUUACUCCCCUCACCUCUUACUCCCCUUCACUCUUACUCCCCUUCACCUCUUACUCCCCUUCACCUCUUACUCCCUUCACCUCUUACUCCCUUCACCUCUUACUCCCCUUCACCUCUUACUUCCCCUUCACCUCUUACUCCCCUUCACCUCUUACUCCCUUCACCUCUUACUCCCCUUCACCUCUUACUCCCCUUCACCUCUUACUCCCCCUUCACCUCUUACUCCCUUCCCCUUACUCCCCUUCACCUCUUACUCCCCUUCACCUCUUACCCCCUUCACCUCUACUCCCCUUCACUCUUACUCCCCUUCACCUCUUACUCCCCUUCACCUCUUACUCCCCUUCACCUCUUACUCCCCUUCACCUCUUACUCCCCUUCACCUCUUACUCCCCUUCACCUCUUACUCCCCUUCACCUCUUACUCCCCUUCACCUCUUACUCCCCUUCACCUCUUACUCCCCUUCACCUCUUACUCCCCUUCACCUCUUACUCCCCUUCACCUCUUACUCCCCUUCACCUCUUACUCCCCUUCACCUCUUACUCCCCUUCACCUCUUACUCCCCUUCACCUCUUACUCCCCUUUGUUGA
Closterium sp. Yama58-4 is the source of this 2955-nucleotide messenger RNA. NCBI's taxonomy places the organism in Eukaryota, Viridiplantae, Streptophyta, Zygnematophyceae, Desmidiales, Closteriaceae. The record is from the annotation of a GenBank genome assembly.